This is a messenger RNA of Auxenochlorella protothecoides, 1947 nucleotides long. Its product is annotated as THO complex subunit 1. The record is from RefSeq and is a predicted model, not a curated record. Gene Ontology annotation, biological process: regulation of DNA-templated transcription elongation; mRNA export from nucleus. The transcript is spliced from 11 exons. Gene Ontology annotation, cellular component: THO complex part of transcription export complex. The coding region runs from base 1 to 1947 and encodes 648 amino acids. Lineage: Eukaryota; Viridiplantae; Chlorophyta; Trebouxiophyceae; Chlorellales; Chlorellaceae.
AUGACGAGCUAUACCGAUGAAGUUGCGCGGAUCGAGAACGGCGUGCUGGAGGCGCUCGGCACUAGAACCAGCGUAGACGAUGUGGGGAGGGUGGCAGUGUCCCUCCUCCUCGCCCAGCCAUCUGAGGAGGGUGCAUCGCUGAAGCCGCUGUCGCCGACGCAGCACACCCUGUUCGGCAACGGUCUACAGGUCGUCGUAUCAUCGCUUCUUGAUGCCGCGUUGGAGGAGGGCACGCCUGCCAUGGAGUACAAGCUCAGCAGCGCUGCAAAAGUGCCGUCGCUGCGCCUCUUGCUGGAUGCCUCGCUGUCCCUGGCGCUGCAGGGUGUCACCCAUGGAGGCAUCCCUGCAGCCCUGCUGGAGCAGGUGUUUGACAGCCUGACGGUUGCAGAGUGCGAGGUCCCCUUUGCUUACCUCGAGGAGCGACUGUCAGACUUCAAGCAGCCAGCUGUGCGUGCCCGUGCUGCCCUCACCCUGCAGAGGGCCUGCAACCUUCUCAUCCACAGACUCAGCAAGAGUCAAAACUCGCUCUUUGCGGGUCAGCUGCUCAUCUUUCUUGCCAAACUCCUUCCCCUCAUGGAACGGUCUGGCGUCAACCUCCAGGGUGCUUUCCAUACGGAGAACUCUACACCAGUGGAGGACGUUGCGGAGGGUGCCCUUGACAGCCUCGGCAAGACCGUGGACGCAGAAUUCUACGGCACGUUCUGGUCGCUGCAGGCUGCCUUCUCGAACCCUCCUCAGGCAGGGAUUGAGUGGAGUGAGACAGCACGUGCCGUCAAGAUCGUUCUGGAGCGUCUGAAGAAGGACCCGGUGACCCUAACUGAGGCCGCAUCAGGCAGCAGCAUCAGUGCAAAAUACCUGAGCGGCAGUCGGUUGCUGUCCCUACAACUACGGGACGCAACCUUCCGGCGGCACUUCCUCGUCCAGUGUCUCAUCCUGUUCCAAUUUCUUGAGGCUCCCCAUGCCGCCAAACAGGCCUGGCCAGUCCUCAAGGGCCGUCAGAUUGAAGAGCUCAAGGCCCUCCAGGAGAGCGUGUACGAGUCACUGGCUUCUGUGCCAGAGCGAGGCCCCGAGUUCGCAGCCACUAUCCGCCAGCUGCUCCUGGACGAGUCCUCCUGGGCGGCUUGGAAGCAGGCAAGCUGUCCCAAGGAAGCGUUUGAACGGCCUGCUGCCGCGCCGCCUGCGGCUGCCAAGACCACGGACCCGCUGGGGCCCCCCUUCAAGCGGCGUAAGCCGAGCCGGGACGCUGUGUUCGGAGUGACCUUGGGCACAGAGGAGCUGGACAGGCUGUGGAAUCUGACCGAGGACAACUUGAGCGGUCUGGCUGCGGAGGACCGAGGUGGCUUCAAGACGGUCAGCCAGCUCAUGGAGCCGGUGCUGGGAGGAGAUGGACCGGACCCCGAGGCCCCCAGCCUGUCCAAGAGCACCAUGUACAGCUGGAGGACGCUGCGCAUGGUGGCACGCGUCAACCUCAGGGCGUUUGUGGCGUCCGUCCAGGCCAAGGGCGACCUCCAGGUUGCGGCCCGGAUCAUGUACCCAAGCCGAUGCCCAGAACCGGCAGGGGCGGGCACUGCUUCCAGCGGGGAGGCGCAGGAGGGCGGCAAGCAGGAGGACGUGGAGAUGGCGGAGGCUUCCGCCGCUCCCGUCGCCAGCCCCAGCGCGGGCGGGGGCCUGGCUGCGAGCGACGCCGGCGAUGGCGAGGAGGGCAGGUCGGACGCCGACGCGGGGCUGCUGGGUGCUGUUGCGGAGGGCGAGGCCGGCCCAGAGACAGCGAGCGAGGACGGCCAGAUCGGGGGGGGCAGAGGACCGAGGGGCGACGAGGCGGACUCGCCUCGCACCGGACCGAGUGGCGACGAGAGAGCGGGCAGUGGGUCUCCCGCCCCCGGAAGCCAGGCGGCUAGCGGCGAGGAUCCCUCUGGUCCGGCGGGCGACGCGGAGAUGGAGCCUUGA